This is a messenger RNA of Aspergillus chevalieri, 2499 nucleotides long. RefSeq names its product putative Ras guanyl-nucleotide exchange factor RasGEF. Lineage: Eukaryota; Fungi; Ascomycota; Eurotiomycetes; Eurotiales; Aspergillaceae. Gene Ontology annotation, cellular component: plasma membrane. Gene Ontology annotation, molecular function: guanyl-nucleotide exchange factor activity. The record is from RefSeq and is a predicted model, not a curated record. The coding region runs from base 1 to 2499 and encodes 832 amino acids. Gene Ontology annotation, biological process: positive regulation of GTPase activity; Ras protein signal transduction. The transcript has 5 exons.
AUGAGGCAGCCGUUCAAGGGCCGACAGACAACGAAGAAGAUGUCAUUAGAUGGAUCCGUCUAUCUGGUUCGCGUAUUGGAGCUGUCAACCACGGAGAUCAUGCCUGACCCCAAGGGUCCUGUCUGGCCUCGCUUUGGCAGUGACCCAGCUCCUCCUACAAUAGAUGGUGUACUCGUCCUACAUGAUAUCACCCAGCCGUCGACUUUCCCGGAAACUGCGAAACUAUUAGAUUCCGUGGCUGCCUCUUCACUUCCGUUUGUAGUGCUUGCCAGCAAAAGCGACGUUAUUCCAACUCAUAAUGGGAUCCGUGACCCUGUCCUCGAACGAUAUGAAAUCCACAAGGCAACACCGGAAUCACCGCGAUCGCAAAAGAUGUGUAUAGCACUGGUGUUGCGAUCUGUUGUUAACAAUAAGCGUGACAUUGCGCUCUCGCAUAACGGCCAAGCAAACAAAGCCGUCACAGGGAACUCGUCGCAAACCUCGUUGCAAGCGAAUCCCCCCAUCGCGCACGGAUUUCCUCAUCACGCUCGUCCGAAUCAAGAAGCAGCCGCUGGCGGCCCAACAACUACUAGUUCUACUGCUCCAGCUCAAAGAGCAGACGGAAGCGGUGAGAUCCGCGGGCCCACGGACCAGCUGAAUACUAGCAGUGGUGCUACAAGUACCGGUGCUACCUCGAACGCCGUUUCAAAUAAUGCGCAUGGCUUAUCCAGGUUCGCCCGGAGCAAUUCGAACCCUAUGCGACCGCAAACUCCACCUUCUGGGACUCAAUUGAACCCGCACGACCCUUUGGCCUCGGACGGGAAUUCACCCAACAAGGAUCAGUAUCUCAAUCGACAACAACGACUACAUACCGAGUGGCGGAACAGUGGUAGCUCGGAUGCUUUCGACAAUUUCUUGGCUAUGGAAGAGGAGAUUGUUGGACCGCGGAGUGCUCCGCCCAGUCCUGACGGGAGCAGGGACAAGAGCAACGACGGGGCUUCCAGCGAUGUCGGUUACACGUUCGACGAGCUCGUUGAUCGCCUGGUGUCGCAACCGGUGUCAAGACAGGACUCAAAAUUUGCGGCCAUAUUCUUGUGUCUUUACCGCAAAUUUGCGGCCCCUGCACAGCUCCUCAAUGCGCUGAUUAAGCGGUUCGACCGGAACGAAAAGAACAAUACCGACCAGCUCUCGCGCAUUGCCGAUCAGCUCCAGCUACUAAAUGUCAUGGCCCAAUGGGUGUCGGAGUACCCAGGGGAUUUGGCCCAUCCCCGUACCCGGAAGCGGAUAGUUGAUUUUGUCUCGACACUAGAGCGUAGCCAUUUCUACAUGUUUGCUGCGAAGGAGGUUAGCUCAUAUCUUGAAAUCCCGGCGGAAGAUGACGAUGUGGGCUGGCCAUUUUCGGACACCGAUAUUGAAGAAUUGAAUAUCCCGGAUACCCCGUUGGUCAGCUCGGGUCGGAACUCGCCAUCGACUUUCCUCGGCGCACCAGCACCUACCCCGCAGGAGGAAGAGGAGGAAGAAGAAGAUCCCAUCUACAACCUUAGCGCGGUGGAUUUGAGUGAGGGGUUAACGGACCCAUCAAUGAAGCUGUCUGGACCACCAUCGAGCUCGUCACUGGUUGAGAAGCCCGGCAGCAUCGUGAGCCAAUCUUUUACGCUAAUGAGUACUGAGGCUGCACAGAAAGAAGCUCACCAUCUGGAACUUACGCCAAUGAUUCCGAUUUCCAAGAUCAUAUGGCGGCAAUUCAUGGAUUUUUCAGACGAAGACGUUGCGCGGGAAUUGACACGGCUCGACUGGGUUAUGUUCAAUUCAUUCCGGCCACGGGACCUUGUGCGCCAUGUUAGCAUCUCGGGGCCGGACAAGGAUAAGAUUAAGAGUCUGCAGAAUGUCAAUCGAAUGAUUAAGCAGUUUAAUCAUUUGGCUUUCUUUGUUGCGAGCAUGAUUUUGCUUCGCGACAAGCCUAAGCAUCGGGCGAGGGCGCUGGAGAGGUUCAUGAACAUUGCGUUGAAACUGCGCCGUCUGAACAACUACAACUCCCUAGGAGCAGUAAUAGCCGGGAUCAACGGUACACCGGUCCACCGACUCUCGCAAACCCGCGACCAGGUACCCGUCCAGGUCCAAAAGGAUUUCAUGAGACUGGUUAUCCUCAUGGGAACUCAGAAGAGCCACUUUGCCUACCGACUGGCAUGGGACAACUCAUUCUCCGAACGAAUCCCAUUUCUUCCACUACACCGUCGCGAUCUCGUUUCUGCCGAAGAAGGGAACAAGACCUUCAUUGGCGAAGGCAAGUCGCGGGUCAACUGGAAGAAGUUUGAAGUCAUGGGUGAAGUCGUGUUGUGCAUCCAGCGGAGUCAGAAGACGCCGUAUUCCCAGAUGCACAGGUACGAUGACAUCCAACGGUUGAUUCUGGAUAUCAAACUGGCUGGUGAUGAGGAGGAACUGUAUGCGCGCAGCAUGCACGUCGAACCAUCAGCCGGUGGAGAAACCGGACGCAAGAAGUUCGGCUGGUUACGCUCGUGA